Molecule: messenger RNA, 3897 nt
Organism: Solea senegalensis (Senegalese sole)
Lineage: Eukaryota; Metazoa; Chordata; Actinopteri; Pleuronectiformes; Soleidae
Gene: dlgap1b
Product: discs, large (Drosophila) homolog-associated protein 1b
Exons: 14
Coding region: 676-3714 (1012 amino acids)
Biological process (GO): signaling
Cellular component (GO): glutamatergic synapse; postsynaptic specialization
Molecular function (GO): molecular adaptor activity
Source: RefSeq, a predicted model, not a curated record
UUUCCGUUUCCAAUAGAUGAUGAAAAAGUGAUUUAUUGGUAAAUGUGACGGUUCCAUGGUUUGAAGGAGGGGCCCCGCCCACGGCCCCACAUUCCCUCUAAGCACCCCUGGCAGAAUGAUGUAAAGCGCUCGAAGUGGCCGAUUGGCCAAUCCAAACAGCGGACGGACUCCAUGUCGGACUUUCCCUCCGCCCCUCCCUCUCUCCGCUCCUGUGCAGCGCGGUUACAGUGAUGCCUCUGCAGCUCACAGACGGAACGACACAGGAAGACUGGAGCGCACGGGACCCUACGAUCCAAGUGACGUCCUGCAUGAUCGAUCCACACUCGUAAUAAUCGCAAACCCGAGAGGCAAUUUGAACCACACUCUGAGGAUUAUUCUGGAGGCGAGUCCUGGACUAACAGUGAGCCGUGUUGACAGUGAGGUGGAGAAAUGUGCACGCAUGGAGGACGAGGAGCGUGGAAUUAAUCACAGGAGAGGAAAGAUACCGAAGAUGAGACACUAAAGGAGCCAAUGUGUUGUGUAUCCCACGGCGGCUCCGAGAGGGAGGAAAGGAUUUGGCAGUCGGAGUGAAAGCUGACGCUGUGUCACACAAUUUCCACUGUUCAAGAGCUAGUUUCAGGGCCUGUGCAGACUUCUGGCGGCAGCGGGUUGGAUGUGCAUGUCGACGCAGCCACGAUGACUAUGAAAGGCCUGUCCGGCAGCCGCAGUCACCACCACGCGGUGACCUGCGACCCCUCUUACGACUCCAUGACGCUGGGGCACUCGCACUUCCUCAACGCUGCGGAGGCUCACCCUGCUGACCACACCUGCUAUGCACAGCGCAACUCUGAGUGCAGUGCGUACCCUGAUCUGGCCAGCUGCACCUUCCCGCGCAGACAUUACAGCUCCCACCAUGAGCUGAAGGAGGAGUGCAGCGCUCUGGUGCCUUACACAGGGCCAAAGGGGGGCAGUAAGGGAAGCGGGGGAGGCGGAGGAAACAACACGCGCAUCGCCUCUAACCUGCUGGAGCAGUUUGAGUGCCAGCCACCGGCACGGCAUGAAGGCUACCACACACUGCAGUACAAGCGCACUGCAGUGGAGCACCAACGCAGUGACAGCCCUGGCCGCAUCCGCCACCUCGUUCACUCUGUCCAGAGGCUUUUCACUAAGUCUCACUCUCUGGAGGGGCCCUCGGGGUCUGGUGGAGGAGGGAGUGGGAGGAUGAACGGCAGCAAGUCCAGUCCCGACGAUCCUCCCUCUUCCUCUGGCACGCUGAAGCACAGCAAGCGCAGCAAGAGCAAGGACCGCUCAAAGUCGGAGCCCAAGAUGCGCACCGCCAUUUCGGGCUACUGGAGCUCGGACGACACGCUCGACCGGGAGGUCUGCCUCUACCACCAUCACCAUGCAGGAAGCACCGGAGGCCUGGCCUCUGGGGUCAUGACGAUGGGCCGCCACCCGGACAAAUCUCAAUCUCAGUACUUCAUGGAGUCCUACAACACAAUCAGUGCCCACUCUCUGAAGACGUCGCGCAGCAACAACGACGUAAAGUGCUCGACGUGCUCCGGGGGCAGCGGCAGGGGGCUGCCGCUGGUGAGCGCGCUGGACAGCCAGGUGCAGCUGAAGAAGAGCUUGUGGUCCUCGACUCUGACGGUGAGCAGAGCAAGAGAGGUCUACCAGAAAGCCUCAGUCAACCUAGAUAAAGCUCUAGUGAAAGCCGAGCAGGGACGCACCUGCCACUUCCUACAGGUGCCUCAGGACGACUGGAGCGGCUUCUCGCCGCUGGGGAAGGACGAUGAGAUCCCGUGCCGGCGGAUGCGCAGCGGCAGCUACAUCAAAGCCAUGGCAGAGGAAGACAGCGGCGACUCGGACUGCAGCCCCAAGCCCUCGCCCAAGGUCCAGGCGCGGCGGGCGAGUUACCUGAAGGCCACACAGCCGUCGCUCACGGAGAUGACGACACUCAAGAUUUCCACAGAGCACUCACCCAAGUUGCAGAUCCGGAGUCACAGCUAUCUGCGGGCGGUGAGUGAGGUUUCCAUCAAUAGGAGUCUGGACAGCUUGGACCCAGCAGGGCUGCUAGCCUCGCCUAAAUUCCGCUCGCGAAAUGAGAGCUACAUGAGAGCCAUGAGCACCAUCAGCCAGGUGAGCGAGGUGGAGGUGAACGGGCAGAUCGAGGCAGUGUGCGAGUCGGUGUUCAGCGAGAUGGAGUCGCAGGCGGUGGACGCCCUGGACCUCCCCGUGCCCAGCUGCUUCCGCAUGCGGAGCCACAGCUACGUGCGUGCCAUAGAGAAAGGCUGCUCGCAGGAGGAGGAGGAGGGAGGCGUCGCAGUGGGCGGCAGGAGGAGCAACUCGCCGCCGCGCACAACCACCACCGUCAGGACCAUCCAGAGCAGCACAGUGUCAUCAUGCAUCACCACCUACAAGAAGACACCUCCCCCAGUCCCACCACGCACCACCCCGUCCAAACCCUUCAUAUCCAUCACAGCCCAAAGCAGCACAGAGUCUGCCCAGGACGCGUACAUGGACGGGGGCUCCGGCCCUCGGACAGGCAUCAGCUCCCAGCCGGGCCUGUCCAACUCCACGGAGAGCAUCGACAGCAUGAAGGCCCUGACAGCGGCCAUCGAGGCGGCUAACGCUCAGGUGCACGGCCCUGCCAGCCAGCAUGUCACCAACAGCACCAUCACCAUCACUGCCACCGCCUCUGCCGUAGCCCAGGUCUCCACCGACAGCAAGGCUCAGAGGGAAGCCCUCCGCAAGUGCCUCUCCAUAGGGAUCCAGGUGGACCCAGAAGAAGAGGGGCCCACGGAGGAGCAGUCCAAAUUCCAGUCAAUAGGAAUUCAGGUGGAGGAUGAGCGAUGUUACCGCCGGAUGACCCGCUCCAACAGCGUGACCACAGCUGUGCAGGCCGACCUCGACGACCCCGCAGACGCCUUAGAGCUGCCACCGCGUCACUGUGCCACCAUGCCGCGCCAGCACUCCCGCGACGCCGCGUCUUCCUCCACCGUCAGCAUCCAAGGCUCGGGGAACCACUACCACGCCUGUGCCGGGGACGACUACGGGGAGGUGGGGUUCGACCCGUCCAUACUGCCCCCUCCGGACCCGUGGAUGGACAGCGUGCCGGAGCCGGAGGCAGGCGCUUUGGAAGCUGUCAGCAGAUCCGUGUGCCCCCGCGACGGCCGCUGGUUCCUUAAGCUGCUGCAGGCCGAGACGGAGCGCAUGGAGGGCUGGUGUCGACAGAUGGGGCAGGACGAGAUGGAGAACGAGCUUUCUGAUGAGAUCCUGGGGAAGAUCCGCAGUGCAGUGGGGAGUGCCCAGCUGCUGAUGUCCCAGAAGUUCCAGCAGUUCCGGGAGCUGUGUGAGGAGAAUCUGAACCCAAAUGCACACCCAAGGCCCGUCUCCCAGGACCUGGCAGGUUUCUGGGACAUGCUCCAGCUGUCCAUUGAGAACAUCAGCCUGAAAUUCGAUGAGCUCCACCAACUCAAAGCCAACAACUGGAAACCUCUGACCCCCCCGGAAAUUCAGGAGAGAAGGAUGCCGCCCCCCGUGCCAAAGAAGCCCCAGAAGGGCCACCCUCCCCUGGCGAGGGACCGCUCACUGGAGAGCUCCGAGCGCCAGCGCCUGGAGGCUCGGAAGCGCCUGCUCGCUGCCAAACGUGCAGCGUCAGCGCGGCAGAGCUCGGCGACAGAGAGCGCAGACAGUAUCGAGAUCUAUAUCCCGGAGGCUCAAACCAGACUAUGAGACACAUGCACCCAAAUACACUGUCCCCUCCACACAACAGCACUGAAUGGUGAGGCUAGGGUGCUAAUGUUAGAUAAUAUAUUGUUUUGGUGCAGAUUACUGUGCGGCCGAAUGGAAAUUGUUUUGAACAACAAAUGUACAUUUACAGUAUUUAUUUAUGUAUUUAUUUAUCUAUGUAUUUAU